This is a messenger RNA of Galeopterus variegatus (Sunda flying lemur), 610 nucleotides long. RefSeq names its product doublecortin domain containing 2 (gene DCDC2). The transcript is spliced from 5 exons. NCBI's taxonomy places the organism in Eukaryota, Metazoa, Chordata, Mammalia, Dermoptera, Cynocephalidae. Gene Ontology annotation, cellular component: axoneme; microtubule; microtubule organizing center. The annotation marks the transcript as partial. Gene Ontology annotation, biological process: intracellular signal transduction; neuron migration; dendrite morphogenesis. The record is from RefSeq and is a predicted model, not a curated record.
CUUAGUGAUUUAUAUUUCUUUUCUUUUCUUUUAAAGGUAAAACCAGUGAUUCACAGCAGGAUCAAUGUGUCAGCUCGCUUUAGGAAACCACUUCGAGAACCUUGCACGAUCUUCUUGAUUGCAAAUGGAGACCUCAUAAGCCCAGCUUCUCGCCUCCUCAUCCCUAGAAAAGCCUUGAGUCAGUGGGAUCACGUACUACAGAUGGUCACGGAAAAAAUAACUCUGAGGAGUGGGGCUGUCCAUAGACUUUAUACUUUAGAAGGAAAACUUGUUGAGAGUGGGGCAGAGCUGGAGAAUGGGCAGUUUUAUGUGGCUGUUGGCAGAGACAAAUUUAAGAAAUUGCCUUAUGGUGAAUUACUUUUUGACAAGUCAACAAUGAGAAGGCCUUUUGGCCAAAAAGCUUCUUCACUACCUCCUAUUGUAGGAUCCAGAAAGUCUAAAGGAAGUGGAAAUGAUCGCCAAUCUAAGUCAACGAUUGGAUCCAGUGACAACUCAUCUCCUCAGCCCCCCAAGAGGAAAGGGAAGAAAGAAGAGGCGAAUUCAGAAAAACCCACAAAAGUGAAACACAAUGUAAAGUUAAAGAAUUCACAACAAACAAUUCCAAAUAGUG